Messenger RNA from Colossoma macropomum (tambaqui), 3422 nucleotides. RefSeq names its product zinc finger protein 668 (gene znf668). Gene Ontology annotation, cellular component: nucleus. The transcript is spliced from 2 exons. Gene Ontology annotation, biological process: regulation of transcription by RNA polymerase II; central nervous system development. The coding region runs from base 116 to 2062 and encodes 648 amino acids. Lineage: Eukaryota; Metazoa; Chordata; Actinopteri; Characiformes; Serrasalmidae. Gene Ontology annotation, molecular function: DNA-binding transcription factor activity, RNA polymerase II-specific; RNA polymerase II cis-regulatory region sequence-specific DNA binding. The record is from RefSeq and is a predicted model, not a curated record.
CCCCGUCUUAACGCAUCUGCGACCACUUCACUUCAAAUGCAAACUGUGCUGUUGGACCGCGCAGGAGACACCGCGACCAGAUCCUAACUGUGGGGUUACUGGUAAGAACAGAAAAAUGGCUUCCCCUCAGCCAGGCAGCCCACCUACAGAAGAGCAGGAUACCCCUCCACCUCCUGAGACCAAUGAAGAGAAAGAGGAUACAGCAGAGCAACCACCUCGAAGAAGAGGCAAAGGGAGAGCAACAAAGUCUCAGCACACUUUUAAAUGCUCAGCCUGUCAGGAAGCAUUUUUCAGCCCCUCAACUCUACGCAGCCAUAAGCUCUUAGCUCAUGGUAAGGAGAAGCAGCAACCGUACGUCUGCGGACAGUGCAGUAAGACUUUCUCAAACCGUGCCCAGCUCUCUAAGCAUCAGCGCUCCCAUUCUGCUCAGCGUCCGUUUCAGUGCUCCCAGUGUCAUAAAGCAUACAAGACUCCAACUGAGCUGCGCAACCACAGCCGCUCCCACACCGGAGAGAAACCCUUUGUCUGUACUGAGUGUGGCAAGGCAUUCAUGCAAGCCAUCUGUCUGCGCAUUCACAUGACACAACACAGCGGUGAGCGGCCUCAUUCUUGCCCACACUGCUCCAAGAGCUAUCCAACACUGUCCAAGCUGAAAGUUCACCAGCGGUCACACACAGGAGAGAAGCCCUACUUUUGUGCAGAAUGCGGGAAGAGUUUCGCUGAUCCCUCAGUGUACCGCAAGCAUCGGCGCAAUCACCAAGGACAUCGCCCUUAUUCCUGCGACCAGUGUGGGAAAACUUACACAGAGCUGAAGGAUCUGAAGAACCACGAGCGUUCGCAUACGGGAGAGAAGCCAUACCUUUGCUCGGACUGUGGCAAGGCCUUCUCACGCUCUUCCUCACUGGCGUGCCACUUGCGAAUUCACUCUCAAAGCAAACCCUACCAGUGUGAGCAGUGCGGCAAAGGCUUCACUCAACUCUCCUCCUACCAGUCUCACCUUCGAACACACUCUGGAGAGAAGCCCUUUCUCUGUCCGCAGUGUGGUAAGAUGUUCUCAGACCCUUCCAGUUUUCGCCGGCACCAGAGAGCACAUCAGGGGUUCAAGCCUUACCCCUGCGACAAGUGCAACAAGAGAUUUCGGCAGCCAGCUGACCUGGCGGUGCAUCAGCGCGUGCAUUCGGGUCAGAGGCCGUAUAAGUGCCAAAACUGUGACAAGGCCUUUGUCGCUUCUUGGGACCUACGCCGGCACAUGCUGGUGCACACUGGACUGCGACCUUUCUCUUGCACCGAAUGCGGCAAGUCGUUCGCAGAGCGCUCUAGCCUCAACAAGCACCGGAGGGUGCAUUCCGGAGAGCGCCCUUUCAAAUGCCAGAUGUGCUUUAAGUCCUUUGUCGUGUCAUCCAGCCUGCGCAAGCACGAGAGGACACACUUGGCGGAGAGACCCCUUCAGCAGCAGGACCCAGUGCCUGAAUCUGCGCAAAUCUUCUCUCAGAACACCAGCCCGCAGUUUUCCUGCACUCACUGUGAUGUGAUGUUUGGGACGUGGGAGGAGGUGCAAGCCCAUGCCAGCCUUCAUUCAAUUUCUCCACCGUCCGAUUCCACUGCCACAUCUCUCAAUAUAGGCCCAUAUGUUUGUGUGACCUGCCAGGUUGAGUUCACUCAGCUGUCCGCUCUUCAAGCACAUGAGAAGAUGCACCCUAAGCCACGACCCCAUGUCUGCGAUGACUGUGGCAAAGGUUUCCUGAACAAAGCCGGAUUACGAAAACAUCAGCGCAUUCACUCCACCAGUCGCCCUCACUGCUGCACUAUCUGUGGCAAGGCUUUUCUUUUCGCUGCGUACCUUCGGAAACAUUCACGCACCCACCGUGACAGUGAGUCCUCAUCGGCUCUGCCACAGACGGACAUAGCGCACACCCAGCCUCUUCCGUCCCCGCCCAGUGCAGCCUCCCCAACGGGCUCAGAGCCCCCCUCCAUUUCUCUGACUGUACCUGUUACUGUACCGGUGUCUGCAUUCCAGACAAUGUCAGCUCAUGUGUAUAUAGACAAGGAAGAGGAGUUGUGAAAUUGUUGUCAGCAUAGUGGCCUUAAUUGUUUGAACUGUGCUUUCACAAAAAAUCCUUCGAUAAGGAUGCAGUUCUGUCCAAAAAGGCAGCAAACACACACACACAGAUUUGUGUGACUUGUUACAGCCGAUUUUCCUCACAAAAUCAAUCUGUUUUUGUAUAAUAGCUUUACAUUAAUGGUCAUGUUUGUAUACUAACACUUACAGUAAUAUUAGUGAUUUAAUCUUAGUCAAACUAUUCAUUAUUUAUAUGAAUUAAGUUGAAUACAUGAACUCUGUGUAAGUAUGUACUGUUGCUUCUCUUUUGAAUUACCCACCAGUAUUACAUUUGGUGACUUAAAGAAGAAAGAAAAGCCACAUUUCUUAAUAAAAAAGUAAUUAUUGAUAUGGUUUUUAAUCUGACAUUUCUCAUUCACAUCAUGUUUUAGAGGUUAUCACAAAGGUCUCCUUUGGCCAGUGUGCCCAUUCCAUCUUCCCACCUACAAGUCCAUAUUUUGCAUAAGGGAGAUGAGAAGAUUGACCUACUGUUGGGUUGUAGCCACUACCUGCACGUCAGUUCAUCAUUGACUGGUCAAAUAUGAGUGUAUUAUAAUUAAUCUAUAAUCAGUCUAUAAUCACAAAUAAAGCUGCUCAUUGGAUGAGUCAAUCUUUAUUUUUUCCUUUUUUACAGUUUUCUUUAUUUUUGCUUAGUUGUUAUUAUUGUUGUUGUUAUUAUUAUUAUUAUUAUUAUUAUUAUUGUUUAUAAGAUUCCCAUUCACAAAAGUAAUAAUUAGCAAGGUCUUAAUAUGCCUUAAAUUACACUAACAUUCAAAAGUUUGGAAUCACAAUUCAGAAGUUUUGGGUCAGUGUUUUUAAUAAACAAAUAAAAUGUUGUAUAAAAAUUAUGAAACGUUUAUGAUGCUGUGCUAAAGGUAAUUUUACAUGUGACCGGAAUGAUAAACGGAGCUGUAGAUGUUUUCAUAAUGAUUGAGAAAGCUGUAAAACAUUGAGAAUUUUUAAUUCAAAUAAUUCGUUUUAAUUAAAUGAAUGGCCAUAAUGCCUCGGAUUUGAAAUGUGGUGGUGAAAUCUCCAGCAAAUAACUUUAUUUAUCUAUAUAUAUAUAUAAUUAGAUUUAUCGCCUAAUGUAUUCUUGUUGUUUAAAGUCAGGGCUUUAUUGUCGUUCAGUCCCACCACAAUGUGUUGAGUGAGGAAUGAAACGUAGUUUCUUCGGGGCAUGGAGGUCCUUUUAACACAAAACAGCAGCAGACAACAGUACAAAUAAACAAUAAAUGCAGCAAAUACUGACUAUUCUAUACAGAACACUAUAAAAUAAACUGUACUAUACAAUAUACAACAAAACACAACCAUUAAACAUGGGACA